AUGCGCAUGUCCGUCAGUAUUUUCAUCAACCAUAGGCUGCACCCCCACCACGGCAUCCACCCCUUCAUCCUGGAAUUCUGUGACCUGUCGAACGGACUACCAGAUAACAUCGACUGCUUCAGCCCACCACCUGUAUUUUUCCCAAGAAUCGGCGACAUAGUCAUCGUGUCAAGACCGCAUCCCAGCAUGGAGUCCAUGAGGAGCCUCAAUACUUCGUUGCCGGGGACUUCGAGCCAAAGACAAACCGCCCUAAAUGACUCUCCCGAACAACUCCUCGAUGCCUUCAAGGCAGCCGCUCUCUCGGUAACAAAGCUAUACAAGACAUCUGCAGCGAGUCAGACUAAAGCUCGCCUCGAUGGAUAUCAAGACUGUCUUGACGACCUUUUGGCGUUCCUCGAUCGGGAAAAUCUCGGAGUUGGUGACGGUGAGGGCUGGAGAAUCCGCAAAUGGGCAACGGAACGGUUAGAUGGCAGAGAGUCGCCAUCACAGGCUGUCGAGAGCGACGACGAAGCGGAAAAAGCCGAGAGGGCAUCAUCUCCGGACCUCGCGAGGAUAAAUAGCGGCACACAUUUGACGGCGAUGCGAGAAGAGAACCGGACGAGAACCGACUCUGCACCACCUACCAUUCCCGCCUCGACAGACGAGCCGGCUUCCUUCGUCGUCCCCAGCCUAGAUGCUUUUACAUUUCAAUCCUCCCAUCACUUUCCGGCUCAGGAUACACACAUGAACAUCGCCAACCUCGACCUUUCCGACUCGCGAUCCCACGAUUCGUUGCCGACGCAUACCGGCCCCGCCUCGGCUAAUGCGACGACAACUCGCACCGCCAGAUCACGACAACACCCCGGCAGCGGACCAAGGCUAGGUUCGCGGCAAGCAAACCAGCUCGGUCGCGUUGCUGGCUCCAAGAGAAAACUGAACUUUGCCGAAAUCUUCGACUUGGGCAGCCUCGGCUACGAUAAGAAUAUGUUCGGCCCAGGGGGCGGCGGGAAGAGAAGCCGGCAUAUUUAA
Messenger RNA from Sodiomyces alkalinus F11, 1008 nucleotides. RefSeq lists its product as hypothetical. The transcript is spliced from 3 exons. Bases 1 to 1008 code for a protein of 335 amino acids. Lineage: Eukaryota; Fungi; Ascomycota; Sordariomycetes; Glomerellales; Plectosphaerellaceae. The record is from RefSeq and is a predicted model, not a curated record.